Molecule: messenger RNA, 1995 nt
Organism: Nymphaea colorata (pocket water lily)
Lineage: Eukaryota; Viridiplantae; Streptophyta; Magnoliopsida; Nymphaeales; Nymphaeaceae
Product: 4-coumarate--CoA ligase 2
Exons: 6
Coding region: 97-1824 (575 amino acids)
Molecular function (GO): 4-coumarate-CoA ligase activity
Source: RefSeq, a predicted model, not a curated record
UCCUCCUCCGCCGUGUGCACGCUUUUUGCACCUCCCAACUCUCUUCUCCACACUUCCCCUCCCUCCGCCCCUCCCUGAAUUCUGCAACCAACAGCCAUGAUCAAGCUUGCUUCCCCGGAAACGCAGCAGCAGAUCCCUCAUCUCGCCGACACCGCCGAUGCCACGGCGGCGGCGGCGGCAGCUGCAGCGGCGGCCGGGAGCGCCGCCCACCAGGAAGAGACGACCUUCAUCUUUAAAUCGAAGCUGCCCGACAUUGCCGUCCCCGACCACCUUUCCCUUCACUCUUACUGCUUCGAGAAAUCCUUCGGAUUCGGAGACCGCCCCUGCCUAAUCAACGCCCCCACUGGUGUCACCUAUUCCUUCUCCGACGCCGAGCUAAACUGCCGCAGGGUCGCCGCCGGCCUCUCCAAGCUCGGCAUCGGCAAGGGCGACACCAUCAUGAUCCUCCUCCAGAACUGUCCGGAAUUCGUCUUCGCCUUCCUCGGCGCCUCCAUGAUCGGCGCUGUCAGUACGACCGCCAACCCCUUCUGCAUGCCGUCCGAGAUCCGCAAGCAGUUCACUGCCGCCUCCGCGCGCCUCGUCGUGACGCAGGCCGCCUACGUCGACAAGCUGAGGGAGUUCCUCACUCCGGGCGAAAUUCCGGUGGUGACGGUCGACGACGCUCCGGAGGGGUGCGUGCAUUUCUCGGUGCUGUCGGGGGCGGAUGAAAGGGAGGACUUCCGGGGGCCGGACAUCAGCCCCGACGACGCUGUAGCGCUGCCUUUCUCGUCCGGGACGACGGGGCUGCCGAAGGGGGUGGUGCUGACCCACCGGUCGCUGGUGACCAGCGUGGCUCAGCAGGUGGACGGCGAGAACCCGAACCUUUACCUGUCGGGAGAGGACACGGUGCUAUGCGUGCUGCCUCUCUUCCACAUCUACUCGCUCAAUUCGGUGCUGCUCUGCUCACUGAGGGCCGGCGCGGCCGUGGUGCUGAUGCCCAAGUUCGAGAUCGGGUCGCUGCUGGAGCUGAUAGUCAGGCACAGGGUGACGGUGGCGCCGGUGGUCCCGCCGUUGGUCAUCGCCCUCGCCAAGAACCCCAUGGUGGAGAAGUUCGAUCUCAGCUCCAUCAGGAUCGUUCUCUCCGGCGCCGCGCCGCUCGGGAAGGAGCUCGAGGAGGCGCUCAAGAACAGGCUGCCUCAGGCCACCUUCGGACAGGGUUACGGCAUGACUGAAGCAGGACCAGUAUUGUCCAUGUGCUUAGGCUUCGCUAAGCAGCCAUUCCCAACCAAGUCUGGCUCAUGCGGCACAGUUGUGAGGAAUGCAGAGCUGAAGAUCGUCAGCCCAGAAACUGGUGUUUCUCUACCCCGCAACCAACCAGGGGAGAUAUGCAUUCGAGGGUCUCAGAUCAUGAAGGGUUACCUGAAUGACCCCACCUCCACAUCAUUGACCAUCGAUAGCGAAGGAUGGCUUCACACUGGGGACGUUGGAUAUGUGGAUGAUGACGAUGAAGUGUUCAUUGUUGACAGAGUCAAGGAACUCAUCAAAUACAAAGGCUUUCAAGUGCCACCAGCGGAGCUUGAAGCCUUGCUUAUCAGCCAUCCGUGCAUUUCAGACGCUGCUGUUGUGCCGCAAAAAGAUGAAGUAGCUGGAGAAGUUCCCGUUGCCUUUGUGGUGCGCUCCAAUGGCUUCGACCUUACAGAAGAAGCAGUCAAGGAUUUCAUUGCUAAGCAGGUAGUUUUCUACAAGAGAUUACACAAGGUUUACUUCACACAUGCAAUUCCAAAAUCUGCUUCUGGAAAGAUCCUGAGGAAAGACUUGAAGGCAAAAUUACUCAUGAAUCAAUGAGAGCCAUUUGUGCAAUAUAUUGUUAUUAGUUAUUACCAUUUUCGUGUUACGUUUAUUUAGUUCUAUUCUUGCCUAAUGUGCUCUUGUACUUCAUAACUUAUUUUUGUGUGUGUGCUAUACGUACUCUUGAUCAUGAUAUCAAUCAGAAAACUGCAGAAUAAGUUUGUUGUA